Cuscuta epithymum is the source of this 2039-nucleotide messenger RNA. The record is from the annotation of a GenBank genome assembly. NCBI's taxonomy places the organism in Eukaryota, Viridiplantae, Streptophyta, Magnoliopsida, Solanales, Convolvulaceae.
CCCCGUCGCUGGCCGUCGCUGCCCAACCUUCGAACUGCCCAACCUCUCGACGAAGCCAACUGUCGUCCCUAGCAACCCCGAAGACUAGCCUCGUCCCCUGCAACCCCCGUCGAAGGCAUCCUGCCAACCCUCCGUCGAACGCCAGACUCCUCCACGCCAGCCCCCGUCAAAGGCGACCUUAAUCGCUGCACAUACAAGGUCCGAAUCCUCCUCCCCCUCUGAGUCGAAAAUGGUGCGAACUCCUCUUGCAACCAUGGCCGAAAGGGCACUUGAACUCCAGAUCCCAUUGAGCAAGCAUUUCCCUGCGCAGUACUCUAUGUGCUCGGAUGUCAAACAUGUUUCCAAGUACGUGAAGGACAUGCUUUCCAAACAACAAAUGGCACAGUUUCGGAAGACACCAUGGGGUCAUUUUGCUGACAUACCUGAUAUUCAGUUUUGUGCCCAAAUCGUGCACAUGUUGUUGUUACGUAUGGUCAAGCAACAACCCAAAGAUGAGCUCUGGUUCAACAUAGUGGGCAAAAUAGAAGAAUUCACAUACAACGAUUUCUGCCGCAUCACGGGCUUACCUCCGGCAGCCCCCAGGCCCGCCGUUGCCGAAGAUACUGAAAAAGAUGAUGAAGACGCUGAAGAUGAGGAAGAACCUGGGGAGAUUUCGAAGACCUACUUUGGUGGAUCACUGGAUAUCACUUUCCAGAUGAUGAAGGACAAGGUUGAUGAAGUACGGGGAGGUAAAAAAAAGGAAAGGUGACCUACCAGUGAAGCUUGCAUCCCUCUUUGUAGUUGAGAAUGUACUGUUGGGAAAAGAUAGGACAACUCGGAUCAGCCGGAAGUCUAUUCAGCUUGUGAAUGACUUUGAAGAGUUCAAGAAGGAGCCCUGGUCGAGAGAUGCAUAUGAUUUGCUUGUCACACAUGUCAAACGUCUUCUUGAUGGGCAUCCAAUGAAGUUUGUUGACAGUAAAACUAACAACCCUGAGUACAAAAAUGCCAAGUUUUCCAUCUACGGGUUCAUAUUGGUCUUACAGGUGUGGGCAUAUGAAAGAAUUCCAAAAUUUGGGGAACACUUUGGCACACGUGUUGGGAAUGAUGAAGUCCCAAUACUAAAUUGGACAUGUCAUGGCAAAUUCCGGUCAUCUAAGAUACGGAAACUUGUCUUUGCUGAUGAGGUGCCUACACCCCCUAAUUUUGAUGAUGAAGACGAAGGUGAACAUGACAAUAUUGAACUUGAAACAAGGGAAAAGGUUCAAGAAAUGUGUUCAAAUAUUGAUGAGAUAAAAAUCAGUGUUCAAAGGUUGGAAAAAAAAGUGGACGAGGAGCUUGGUGAACUGAAAAACUUACUGGUUAAGGUUAUUGAUACAGUCAACAAGGCUUUACAGGAAAAGGGGAAUCCAUCUGGCCCAAGUCAGCACGGAGAAGAAACAGAAGUUUGUGCAACACCUGUUGAAGUUCAAAGGAUGUCUACUCAUGGUGUUGAGAAUGCAGGGACCGCGGCUGAAGGGGAGAAUUCUUGUCCUGUUCUUCCUGAAGAUCAGAAUAUGUAUACUGACCGUAUUGUGCAUGUCGCAACUGAGGCUGAAGAAGAGAAAUCCAAUGCUGUUGUUGGUCAACUACAACGUGGACUGCAAACUGAUCCUGUAAUGAAUGUUGUUGCCGAGGUGGGAGAUGACUUUGCUUUGACACCUCACGCUCCUUUAGCAAACUUGGAUUGGGACCUUGGUGAUGAAGUUGCAACCGGCGGUGUAGACAUGAUGGCCCUCGAAGAGGCUAGUAUGAAAGAAGUGAGAAAGAGAAAGAGGUUGCCAUCGAAGUACAUUUGCAGCCCAUUCAUAGCUCCCGCCGCAAAGAGGCCUAAGGUUGGAGGCACCAUAACCCGAGCGCAACUACAACAAAGUGACGAAGAAUGUCAAUCCUUCAAGGCAUGGGUGGAGGAAGAUGAUGAGGUAGAACCGUGCGUAAUUGAGAUAGCUAUCCCAUCAUCUUACCCGACAAAUAGGGCCUUCUUCCGAGAACUGAUUGAUGAAACCGGAUGGCUAAGCAGCCAG